This is a messenger RNA of Adineta ricciae, 7953 nucleotides long. The record is from the annotation of a GenBank genome assembly. NCBI's taxonomy places the organism in Eukaryota, Metazoa, Rotifera, Eurotatoria, Adinetida, Adinetidae.
AUGCAAAGUGAAAUGAGAGCAUUAACAGAUGCAGACAUUAGUGGUUUGGAUCAACAUGAGUCGAUUGCUUUGCGUUCGAAUGAAAUGGAAAUACUGUCACAAGGUUUAACACCAAAUGUGUCAAGAGCAUCAGAGUUAAAUCAACGUAUGAAAAAUGUUAUCAAAACAUUGGAACUUCGCCUUCAAGAUCAGUCGAAUGAACCAGCAUGUUUCGGCUUCUUGGAAUUUAAAUAUCCCAGUACUACGGAGAAAAAUAUCGAUGAUGCUGCAGAAAACGAUCGUUUAUCAUCAUUUAUCCAUGUUGCUGCUAAUACAAAAAGUUUGUGGAUAGCAAAAAUUGUUGAAGCGUAUCAACUUCGUGCACCUGAUUUCAUUCUGUCAAUCCAAACAGGCAGAGUUCAGAAAAGCGAUUCAUAUAAACAAAUCUCUGGCAUACAAGCAGAAACUGAACAUGCUAUUCAACAUGGUUUAACUGAAACAGCAAGAAUAACACAACCUUGGGUAACAACAAGUUGUGCUAAUCAAGACAUUAUGAAGUUAUUGGGAAAUGCAUUGGAUAGAGAUUUAUGUGGAAGUGAUAUUCCUUGUUUAGGUUUUUGCGAUUGGAAAUUUGUGUCACAUGAGCAAGACACACCGAAGUCAAUGUUCAAACAAUUGGUAUAUCGAUUGGAUAAUGAAUAUCCUCCUAUUCAUCAGUAUGUACUGACAACAAGUACAGAUGAUGAAAGAAUCAGUGUUAAAAAUCAGCUCGAACCUAAUCACACGCAUUUCUUCUUUUUUGAUGCUGGAUCGAACGAUAUGAAAAACAUGUUUUUGAAACGGCAAGCAAUUGAACAUGAACUUAGUAUUAGUAAAGUACUGAGAUCUCCAGUACCUGGUUGUCUAUCUAAAAAUGUUGUAUCGGACCAUGAUAUUCCAAUUAUUAUGUUACUCAUUGGUGGUGAUUUCGAAACAUUAAAUGCGAUAUGUGAAGGAUUAACCGUAGGAACACCAGUUAUUGUUAUUCGAAACACAGGUGGUAUUGCUGAUAUCAUUGCUCAACUCUGUCGAAAAUCGUCUACGACUGAUGAACUGGCGUCAUUUCGAAAGAAAACAUAUACUGAGGAAUGUAAAAAUGACUUUAAAAAACUAUUUGAAAACGAAGACAUUACCACAGAACAACAUGACGAUAUUGAAAAAUAUGUUGAUAUUCUAAGGGAAAUGGAAGGACUUGUUAUUGUCUUUGACGCCAUCGAACCUAAUGCUAAACUAGAAGAUGCCAUUGCCGACGCAAUGUUAACAGGCAUAACCUAUGAAGUCAAUAAUUGGGAGCAAUUUUUUUGUCCGGAUACCCGAGCACCGAUUCUUCUAUGGUGCACAGUAUGGAACAAAGCUAAUUAUGCACGGCAAUUAUUGAUUAACAACAAAGAUGAGAGUUUGGUAUCAAUAGGUCAAGCAGAAGCAAAUCAAAAUCAGAUGAUUCCAUUAGCACAGCAAUUAUUGUUCGAAGCUUUAUAUCGAAAUAAUGUGCUUUUCGUGAGUUUGUUAAUGGAAUAUGGUGCAUCAAUCGAACAACUAAAUGAUGAACAACUUAUCAUUAUUUGUGUUAAAACUAUGAAUGAUGAUGCUCUCAUUCUCUAUAAAUCGUCCCUUGAUUCAUUGUCUCUCAAACGUGAUGCUGUAUUAAGUGAAUUGAAAACAUAUGUGGAACAAAGAUAUAAUGGUUAUCUUCGACAAUAUUUAAACCAUUAUGUUACAAAGGAUAAUAUGAGAGAAAAUAAGCAAAUGCGCCGAGCAGUUUUAGAUGAUGAUCAAAAUCAACAUAAGAUCAAUGCAAGUUUUACUCCAUUUUCGAAAAUCUUCAAUGAACGUAAGACUGAAGCACUUUAUCUUUGGUUUAUAUUCAUGAAUCAACCAAUGAUGGCGAAGUAUCUUUGUUCAAGAUGUCGAAAUCAAAUAGUUGCAAGUUUACUCGCCGUUGAUAUUUAUAAUACAUCAGCUGCAUUCAACACAUUGAAUAGACAAAAUUUAAAAGCGAUUUCACAAGAAUUUGAUCAACAUGCCAGAGGUAUUAUAGACAAAUGUCUCGCGAAAGAUGAACAAUUUGCUCUCAAACUACUCGAAAGUAAAGCGACGGCUUUUUACAAAUGUGUUCCACUAGAUGUAGCACAACGAGCCAAUUGUCGAAUAUUUCUCGCCAGUAAUACAAUACAAAAACAUCUCAAAAGUUUAUGGUAUCAUCAUUUUGACCAUCAACAUCGCUUAUUGCAAAUUAAAAUCUCCAUUUGGAUUUUUUUCUCAGCUUUAAUAUUACCUCUUCUACCCAUUGCAUCAGUGUUAGUUCCAGCUCUGUAUAAGAAGAAAUCUGAUCAAACAAAAUCGGAAUCAAAAAUAUGGAAUCCGUAUCGUCCAGUAGUGAUACAUGCACCACCACCAGUACAAGAGAGUUUGCCAAAACGCUUUAACAUUCAUGGAAUAAUUACACGAAUCAAAUGGUUCUACGAAGCACCUGUCAUACGAUUUUAUUAUAAUUUAAUAUUCUUCAUUCUAUUUUUGGCUCUGUUCAGUUAUGUUCUUCUUUUGGAUUAUCUUCCAGUGAAUAUUUCCGAUGAACAUCGAUCUGAAUCUCGACAUUUGCCAAUUCCAAUCACUGAAUUAAUUCUUCAUAUUUGUAUGUGGAGCUUAAUUAUUGACGAAUUAUAUCAGUAUAUAUCACAAAUGACAUCGGGUUAUGAGUACAGUAGUAAUGCUUGGAAUUGGAUGGAUCAAGCGGCGAUUCUGAUCUAUUUGAUAGCAUUUGUUACUCGUUGGUUCGGUCAAGAAUCAUUUUUCAUUUGUUCAAAAAUACUCAUGUCAAUUGAUUGUGUUAUUUGGUAUAUUCGAAUACUUUAUCUCUUUGCUGCGUCCAGAAUUCUCGGACCAAAGCUAACGAUGAUCUAUGAAAUGAUGAAAGAUGCUAUCGUGAUCUUCAUCUGUUUCAUCCUUAUUAUUCUUUUUGGCUUUUCUGUUGCUUCUUGGUCUCUUCUGACAACUAAAGAACAAGUUGCAUGGACAAAUUCAAUAAAUGGAUCAUUCCCAAACGCCAGUGUAGCAUUACAAACCGGUAAUGGACUGUGGAAAUGGCAAAUAUUACGAGAUGUGUUUAAUUGGGGUAUUUGGAAAGUAUUUGGACAAGUAGCUGAACCGUAUAAUGACGCUGUUAGUGAAAAUGAUGCCUAUGGUACAUUUGUCUUUUUAUUCGCUAUUGGUUUCACAGUCAUAUCCAAUAUACUUCUUCUUAAUGUACUUAUCGCGAUGUUUAAUGAAAAGAUUCAACGCAUACAAGAAAAAUCAAUAGAAAUAUGGCGAUACCAACGCUUUUGGUUGAUUUAUGAAAUCAAAGAUAAGACAUACGUUUGUUGUUGUUGCUGCAAAAAUCGAUCCAAAUCAUCUCAACACACUGAAAAUAUUAAUCAAUCUGACGAAUUAUCUGCCGUUGUCAUUGAUGAACAAAUUCCUAUUCAAUCGUAUUUAUUCAAUAAUAAUGACAGAUCAACUCGACAAAAUCUAUCAAUCGACACUCGUCACAUAAAUCGUGAAAAAGUCAUCGCCGAAUCCUAUUGGCACGAUAUUUUCGAUGGAGAAAAACAAAGUAAAACAUUUGACAAAGAAAAUGUAGAUAUGGAUAAAACUCUGCAGAAUCAUGAGUAUUAUCAAUCACUCUACAUCAUAUUUCGAUUAUUAACUAUUAGUUGCAUAGUGCUGAGCAGGCCGAAAGUUUGGGCCGAAAAAUCCUGGGGCCGAAAUUCCUGCGUCCCCAUAUUUCAAACUCAAACAAAACUCGCACUUAGCAACAAUCAAAUUAGCGAUAAGGGAGCUCAACAACUGGCUGAAAUUAUACGUAAAAAUGCAACACUUACUGAAAUUGAUUUAUCCAAAAAUUACAUUUCCAAUCAUGGUAUCCAAUAUUUGACUGAUGCAUUCUUGAAUAACAAGACAUUGAUUAGUAUCGAUCUUUCGAACAAUCAGAUCGGAGACAAUGGAGCUCAAUAUUUUGCAGAUGUGCUUUUAUUAAAUACAACACUAACAAUACUGAAAUUGGAUAAUAAUCAUUUAGGAGAUUAUGGAGCCAAGUGUCUAGCGAAUAUUCUACGAAACAAUACAACCCUCACUACUCUUAGUCUCGCAGUAAAUCAGAUCGAAGCACACGGAGCCCAACAAUUAGCUCAAGCAUUAGCAAACAAUACUACACUCACUAUGAUCAAUCUUUCGUCGAAUAAAAUUUCCGAUAAAGGUGCUCAAUAUUUGGCUGAGGUGUUACGAAAUAAUACAACGCUAACAACGCUCGAUCUUGGUUUUAAUGGAAUCGGAAAUGUAGGAGCACAACAUUUGGCUAAUGCACUGCAAAACGAUGCGCCUCUUACUACACUCAAUCUGUCAAGUAAUGAAAUUGGAUGCGACGGAAUCAAACACUUGGUUGAUGCUAUGAGUAAUAACGAGAGAAUUACCACACUCGAUAUCGAAAGCAAUGGGGUUGGAGAUGAAGGAAUCCAACAUUUAGCGGUUGCUUUGAAAAGCAACAAGACGGUCACCACACUCAAUCUUUCCAGUAACCAGAUCGGUACUGUUACAGCUAAAUAUCUUGCUGAAACUAUAGGCUAUACAACGACACUUGUCCAAGUCAACCUUAGUCACAAUCAAUUAGAAGUGGGUGGAAUACAAGAAUUAGCUCCUACUUUACGACUUAAUACAACAUUGACUACACUGUCUCUAUCAAACAAUCGAAUCGGUCAUGAAGGAGCGCGGCAUCUUGCCUAUGUUUUACAAACUAACACUGCUGUCACUACACUUGAUCUUUCCAAGAACCAAAUAGCUGAUACUGGAUUAAAGCAUCUCGCUGAUGCUUUACUAACUAACGAAACGCUAUUGACACUUGACCUUUCCAACAAUGGGAUUGGAAAUAACGGAAUUGAACAUUUAGUAGAAGCUUUCGAGUCAAAUACAACACUAAAAACUAUUAUUCUUCGAUUCAAUAAGAUUAACAAUGGAGGAGCACGUACUUUGGCCUAUAAUUUAAUGGAAUAUAUGAAUGUGGGAGUCGCAACGCUUGACCUUGGUUAUAAUCGAAUUGGAGAUCAAGGUGCAUAUGAUCUCGCUGAUAUUUUACGAUCGAGUGCAACCGUAACGAGAAUAGAGAUGACUGGUAAUCCAAUUACGAUCACUGCGGCUAGAUACUUAUCUCAAACUUUACGACACAAACUAAUACUUACCACAUCCACUUUCACAAACAAUGACAAUAGUAUCGAAUGGGUCGAUGAAAUGGCUACUUCGUUAAAACAGAAUAAAACACUAUCAACACUUAGUCUUGAAGAAGAGGAAAUCGGAUAUAAAGAGAUUCGACUUCUGUCUGUUGCUUUAAGAUAUAUUAAGGCACCCGACAUAGUCAAUCUGAAUGACAAUCAAAUUGGUAUUAAAGGAGCUCAAUAUCUCUCCGAAGCUCUACGCAAUAAAACAACACUUACUCAACUCAAACUUCGAGCGAAUGAUAUUCGUGCAGAAGGUGUUUUGCAUCUUACUGAUACUAUUAGUAGUAAUACAUCACUUGCUGAACUCGACUUGAGCAAUAAUGAUAUUGCCGAUCAAGGACUUGAAUAUUUGAUCGAUGCAUUUCGAAAUAACAAAACGCUAACUGAUUUAAAUCUUGCCGGCAACAAAAUCAAAGGAGAAGGAAUAUCAUAUCUAGUUGACGCUUUUCGAGAUACAAGAACGCUUAAUAUGUUGAAUCUCGGACAAAACAAAAUUGGAUGUUUGGGCAUGAAAUAUUUAGCUGAUGGUUUUCGAAACAACACAACACUAACCACAUUGAAACUGGAUAAGAAUCAAAUUGAAGCCAAAGGAAUUGAAUAUCUAGUUAAUCUAUUUGGACAUACGACAGCAAUUACUACACUCAGCCUAACUAAUAAUCGAAUUGGCAACGAAGGCGCUGAACAUUUAGCUAAAAUUCUGUGUAAAAAUCAAACACUAGCGACACUCGAACUUGGCUACAAUGGAAUUGGGGGCAAAGGAGCUGAACAUCUCUCUAAUGCACUGGAAAACAACAGUACGCUCACCGAACUCAAUCUUACUGGUAAUGCACUUGAUGCAGAGGGUGCCGAACAUUUAGCUAAAGUCCUGCAUAAAAAUACAACACUUACAACACUCGUAGUAUCCAGAAAUAAAAUCAAUGUUGAUGGAGUUAAACAUUUAGCUGAUGCGCUUGAAAAUAACAAUACACUUACAGAACUUAAUAUUUCAGUAAAUAAGAUCGGUGAUGCUGGAGUUGUAUUUUUAUCAAAUGCUCUCAAAACUAACAAGACAUUAACUACACUCAAUAUAAUUACCGUAGAAAUAAGUGACUCAGGCGCGGAAUCUCUGGCAUCUGCUUUGCAAAUCAAUAAUACUCUUUCAAAACUUAUUAUAUACAAUAAUGAUAUCGCUGAUGAAGGUGCUCGACAUUUAGCUGAUACCCUUCGGUGUAAUAAGACUCUAUCCAAUCUAGAUCUUUAUGGAAAUGAAAUCGAAGAUCGAGGUGCAGAAUAUUUAGCUGAUGCCCUCCGAAAUAAUACUACACUCACCUCUCUCGAUCUUAGGAAAAACAAUUUCACGCAAGCGGGAAUAGAUAACUUGACUGAUGCUUUGCCCGAUGAAGAUAUACUUGUUCCGUUUGAUGACAAAUCAUCUGAAACUUCAGAUGACGAACAAACUCGUCAGAACGAGGAUCAAACAGAUGACACAACAAUCGCCACAUUUGAUUUGAAAGAAAAAGAAAAAGGUGCUGAGAGAGCUCAAUAUUUAGUCAAUAUAUUUGCAAACAAUAAGACACUGAAUACAUUGAACUUGAAAAAUGACGAUAUUGGUGCUGAAGGAGCCGAAAAUCUGGCGAAUGCUUUUCAACACUGUUUAACACUCACUACACUCAAUCUAUCUAAUACUUCAAUUGGUGAUGAAGGAAUUGAACAUCUAGCGAGAAUUUUCGAAAAUAACAACACACUUAUCACACUCAAUCUUUGCCAGAAUGAAAUUGGUGACGAAGGAAUUAAGCAUUUGGCUAAAGCCUUAGAAAAUAACAACACAUUAGUUAAACUUAACCUUGCCAAGAACAACAUAGGUAUCGAAGGAUCAGAGCACUUGGCUAAAGCAUUUAAAAAUAAUAACACACUUGUCGAACUCGAUUUAUCUGAUAAUGAAAUUGAGAACGAAGGACUUGAACACUUAGCAAAAGCUUUGGAAAAUAACAAUACACUAACCACACUAAACCUUGCUGACAACGAGAUUAGUGCUGAAGGCAUAAAACAUUUGAAUCAGUUUUUGCAAAAUAACACAACACUUGUCACACUCAUUCUCCACAGUAAUGAGCUCGAUGCUGAAGCAAUAAAAUAUUUAACCGCCGGUUUACAAGACAAUACUACUUUGACCAAACUCGAUCUCAGCUAUAAUAUGAUUGAUGAUGACGCAAUCCUCCAUUUAUCUGAUGUUUUGGUCAAUAAUAAGACUUUGACUGAACUCAAUUUUUUCAAGAAUCAAAUUGGAGAUCGAGGAGUUGAAUGUCUCGCUGUAGCUCUCAGAAACAACAAAAGUCUGGUGAAACUUGAUAUUACGAGAAACAAAGUCGGAGAUCAAGGUAUCAAAGAGUUGGCGAUGACAUUUCGAGAUAAUACGACACUCAUUUCUCUACAUCUUGAUGGGAAUAAAAUUACAGCAGAAGGAGCUCACUAUUUAGCUAAUACUUUGAAAACAAAUCGGACAUUGACUUAUCUUGAUCUUGCUGGAAAUAAUAUUGGAGACGAAGGUGCGAUUGAUAUAGCAACUGCUUUUCAGAAUAAUCAAACAUUGGAAACAUUAGAUAUACGACGGAAUCAAAUAGGAAAAAUAUUCAAAUACCAGAUUAUGAAAAUUUUAAGACAAAAUGUUCAUUUAAAGUUAUUUAUAUGGGAUGAUGCAGAUGAUCGUGACUAG